CAGUGACUAUUUUUUUGCUAAGAUUUGUGUCAGAGAUCUACAUCACUGCUGAUAUCAGAACGACGAAGUUACUUAUUUCGAACGACCCAAUAUUUCGUUGGAUAGUCUGCUUAGUAAUAUCAAUCAAGUCAUGGGAACAGUGUGUAUUUGUAUCGUGCGCCUAUUUAUUAAGACAAAGAUUUACUUUGAUAAACAAUGAAGUAAGGAAAAUGACGUUGCCAUCCAGGGACAACGCUGCAUCCCGAUUAAUAGUCAAACUGAAGAAUAUUAGGAAGUUACACUACCAGUUGUGCACUGUUGGUAAAAAUAUCAAUUCUCACUUUUCCCUGCAGUUGUUGCUGAUUAUUGGCGUCACGUUUGUAGAAUUUGUUAACCAUGUUCAUAAGUUUAUUGGAAAUUUUACUGAUGAUAUCGAUAGCAGUUCAAUCUUUAACUAUAACACACUACUGCUAGUGAUGCUACCUUUGAAAAUCUGGGAUGUCAUCGCAAUUUGCGUCCUGUGCAGCUAUACCAAAUAUGAGGUAAAUCUAACUGGUGAUAUUUUAUUUAAUAUUCACAACAAAUAUGAUUUAACUAUAUCAAAAGAGAUUCAAAUUUUUUCAAGGCAAAUUUUGCAAUGGAAGUUUAAAUUUACUGCUUUUGAUUUUAUUGAUAUUGACACUAGUCUUAUCUGCGAGAUAAUUGCCACAGCUGCUACAUACUUGACAAUUAUAAUUCAGUUUGAUUCCAAGAUAUUGUAGAAAUAUAUUCUAAGGAUAAUUAUUUAUUUGCAAGAGUUGAAUUACUAGCACAUGAAUGGAGCCUAGACUACACUAUUCUCUAUACACUAUAAUACUAUUGCUGCUGUGGACGGCGGACGGUUCACUUAUACCGUCGAUGAUGACGUGGUCCACUGGAGUGAUGCUUGGGUAGGGGUUGGUGCGAAGAUUCGUGACGGCGGAAUUUGGAUUGGUGGGUGGAGCGGACGAUAUUUUUUUAGGAGAUGAUGACGUGGAGACCCCUGCUCUGACCCCUCUCGAUCCCCUGCUGGACAUAGGCCUCCUCUGUUUGUCUCCAAAGUGUUCUAUCUUGUGCUUUCUGUAUUCAGUUUUAUUGUCUUUCGAAAGUUGACUUGCCAUCGUGUUGGUGCUCUUCCUCUGCUACGAUUAUCGGCUCUUGGUUUCCAUUCAACUAGUUUGUGAGUCCAUCUUCCGUCCUUCAUUUCCAUUUUAAGUUACAGCUUCUUUCAAUGGCGUUUAUGACUUUGGUCUUAGCUCGUAGAUCUUCGUUUUUAAUCCUGUCUUGUAGAGUGACUCCUAUCAUUCAUCGCUCCAUUCUUCUUUGCGCUAGUCUUAGUUUUUGUGCGUUUUUCUUUGUGAGCGAUAAUGUUUCUGCACCAUAGGUCAUCAACGGUAGCACGCAUUGGUCGAAAACUUUUUUUUCUUCAUAUUAGCUGGAAUGUCACUCUUAAAAAGGUUCCUAAGAGUAAUAAGUAUAUAUACAAGGUAGCUCAACUUCAGGGGGUUUUUAUGUUUAUUUAGUACUUAUUAGGUAUGCUUUUUAUUUUUUGUAAAUCUUUAUUGUUAUUUCUCAAUAAACAUUAUUAUUAUUAUUACUUGUCCCAAAUCGUCUGCGUAGCUUAUGUGGUGUAGUAUCUCUCCGUCCAUAUUUAUUCCUUUGUCACUCCAUUCGAGGGUUUUUAUUGCUUUUUCUAGAGCCGAUAUGAAAAGUUUAGGUGACAGCGUAUCACCUUGUCGGAUCCCUCUUUGGAUUUUUAUUUGGUUGCUGUUAGCGUGUAGUUGUAUCGAGCUUGUCGCAUUUUUUAUAUACAGUGAUGAGCGCGCUAAUAACCGGC
Diabrotica virgifera virgifera (western corn rootworm) is the source of this 1834-nucleotide messenger RNA. RefSeq lists its product as uncharacterized. Gene Ontology annotation, cellular component: dendrite; neuronal cell body; membrane. The record is from RefSeq and is a predicted model, not a curated record. Gene Ontology annotation, biological process: sensory perception of taste. The coding region runs from base 210 to 740 and encodes 176 amino acids. The transcript is spliced from 4 exons. NCBI's taxonomy places the organism in Eukaryota, Metazoa, Arthropoda, Insecta, Coleoptera, Chrysomelidae.